This is a messenger RNA of Meloidogyne enterolobii, 1290 nucleotides long. The record is from the annotation of a GenBank genome assembly. Lineage: Eukaryota; Metazoa; Nematoda; Chromadorea; Rhabditida; Meloidogynidae.
CUUAUUGCAAACAGAAUAGUAGCUGGUUGUGUAUUGUCUCAAGUUCGAGAUGAAAGAAUGGAAUGGAAUUUAAAGAAUGCUGCACUUUUUGGGUUUGGAAUUUUAACAACUUUGGGUUACGGAAAAAUAGAGCCGAGAACAACUCAGGGAAGGUUAUUUACUGUUUUUUAUGGUUUUCUUGGAGUUCCCUUUACUGUUAUUAUUUUUACAAAUUUUGGUCGUUAUUUACAAAAAUUUGAAAAAUAUUUAAGGAAACAAUUUUGGCGUAGAUGGAGGCGGCUAUUUAAUAAAAGAAAAACUUCACAACAAAUUAUUAGAAAAGAGUUAAGUUUAAAUAAAACUAGUUUAAAUCCAAAAUCACCCAAUUUAUUAGAAAAUUGUAAUGUUCAAAUAGAUGAACAAAUUGAAGAAAUAAUUGAAGAGGAGGAGGAAGAAGAAGAUGAACAUACAUCUCCACUUACUUUAAUUUUUAUUGUUAUACUUUAUUUGUUUCUGGGAGCUAUUUUAAUUGACUGGCUAGAUGAACAAGUAGAUUUUCCUAAUGGAAUUUAUUUUGCUUUUCUUUGUUUAACAGCUAUAGAAUAUGGAAAAUUAAUACCUUCUGAAGUAAUUUAUUUACCUAUAGUAAUUGUUUAUAUUUGUUUUGGUUUGGCUAUAUCUACAAUUGCUUUAGAUAUUGGAUCUACUUAUGUCAAAAAACUUUAUUAUUUGGGUCGAAAGAUAAGAAAUAUUGCAAGUAUUAAAAUUUGGUUUGGUGCAAAACAUUUACGGGUCAGAGAAUUGUUGGUAGCUUUAGGACAAAAUAUCGGUUUAGAGCCUGCUGUUUUGUGUGAUCUAGAUUUGGAAAAAUUAAUUUCGAAUGCUAUUCAAGUAAAGGAAGGAAGACUUAAUAGAGUACCUCAAACACAUAUGAUUAUGGAUGGAAUUUGGCCACCAGAAUUAGUCCCUCUAUUUCUUAGAGACGGACAAUUCCCCGAAUGGGUAGAUGCAGAUGAAAGAAAUAAAAGAAAAUGGAGUGCCAUAAGCCUUUUACAAAUCCAAAAACGCCUUAGAAGUAGUUUACGUGGGGGCGGGGGAGGAGGGGAAAGAGGUUCUUAUCGUUCAUCAAUGGGACAACGUUCACAAUCAGAAAUUUCCAAUAGAAAAAGUUCUGUAAUAAAUAGAGGAAGUGCUAGAUCUACUUUACGAACAAUUAAUAGCAGUAGUCAUCAACCGCCGGACACAACACCCCCACUACCUCCUGAAAGGCUUUCUGUUCGAUUUGAGGUAAUUUUUAAAAAGUUUAUCUGA